AUGUGCGUAGUGUGUCUGGCUCCGGCAACCGGUUACAAUUUUGAUCAAAUAACCUGCGAGUCUUGUAAAGCCUUUUUUAGACGAAAUGCGUUGAAAUCAUCGAAUGUUAUCAAAUGUCGGUGUAAUGGUGUUACGGAUAUUAAUGUGCAUAAUAGAAAACGUUGUAAAGCAUGCAGACUGGCAAAAUGUUUCGCAAAGGGCAUGCGAAAAGAAUGGAUAUUGACAGACGACGAAAAACGUACGAAAAAGCAAAAAAUUGAGGAAAAUCGACGGCUUCGACAAUUACAGAAUUGUCAAACUAAGACAGAUGAAGAGAAUAUUGAUAACUCAGCUGAAGAAGAAGAGGAAAGUGUGCAAAAUGCUCUCUCUGUACAAUGUGAUACGUGUCUAAUUUCAUCUCAAGAUUGGAUUACAUUAGAAAAAAUACAAUGUGCUUAUGCGCAAUCGGUUAAACUAAAUUCACUCGUUGGUUUGCCAUUAUAUCCGUCGACAAGAAAAUUAUCGACGCCCGCUCAAAUGGUAAAUGAGCCGACGAACAUUCAUUCAACUAGACUAAUUACGUACUUCAAACAACUUCCAGAAUUUUGUGAAUUAGAGGAAGAUGACAAAUUGACAUUGAUCAAACAUAAUUUACUCGGUUUAGUAUUUAUACGAGCUACGUUAAUAUAUAAACCAGCAAAUGAUACCUAUCAAGAAUAUGGUACAGAUGAUUGUAUCUUCGACGGCAAAGAUCUUAUAGAAUGUUAUGGCGAGCAAUUAUAUAAAAAGUCGACACAAAUAAUGUGUUCAUUUAUUGAUAUUGUAGAAUGUGAUCGUUUAGUUGUGAAAAUUAUUUUAAUUAUUAUGUUAUUUUCGAAAGGUUAUUCUACGUGUACAAUAGAAUAUCCUGAACCAGUAUUAAAAAAUUCUACACAAGUAUUUCAAUCACAAAAUAUCUAUGUAGACUUAUUAUGGAGAUAUUGUGAAGAAAAAUUUGGAUUUUUCAAUACCAUCAAAUUAUUGGUACGUUUAAUAACACUUUGUAUGGCGGUGGAAAGCGUAGCUAAAGAAACGCAACAAUAUGUUCAAAGUAAACUGACAGCAGAUGAAUUAGCGCCGCUUAUGCAAUCUGUUAUGCAUUUGUCAUGA
Messenger RNA from Didymodactylos carnosus, 1128 nucleotides. The record is from the annotation of a GenBank genome assembly. Lineage: Eukaryota; Metazoa; Rotifera; Eurotatoria; Philodinida; Philodinidae.